Messenger RNA from Oncorhynchus nerka (sockeye salmon), 6993 nucleotides. It is a transcript of the gene crim1, whose product is annotated as cysteine rich transmembrane BMP regulator 1 (chordin-like). Lineage: Eukaryota; Metazoa; Chordata; Actinopteri; Salmoniformes; Salmonidae. The transcript is spliced from 17 exons. Gene Ontology annotation, molecular function: protein binding; serine-type endopeptidase inhibitor activity. Bases 1 to 3084 code for a protein of 1027 amino acids. Gene Ontology annotation, cellular component: plasma membrane; extracellular region. The record is from RefSeq and is a predicted model, not a curated record.
AUGGCCUCUGCCAGGAUGUACUUUAUAACGAGAUGCAUUUUAAUAUCCAUGAUUUGGAAGAGCAACCGGGCUCUUUUAUGUCUGCCGUGUGAUGAAUCUAAAUGCGAGGAGCCAAAGCAUUGCUCUGGCGCCGUGGUGCUCGGUAUCUGCGGCUGCUGCUCCGUCUGCGCCAAACAGAAAAACGAGAGCUGCGGUGGUGUCUACGGUCUGUACGGGACUUGUGACCGGGGGCUCCGGUGCGUGAUCAGACCGCCGCUGAACGGUGGAUCCAUCACGCAGUAUGAAGUCGGAGUCUGUGAAGAUGAAAACUGGGACGACGACCAGUUGUUGGGAUUUGAGCCCUGCAACGAGAACCUGAUCACGGGCUGCAACAUCAUUGAUGGGAAGUGUGAGUGUGACAGCAUACGGACCUGCAACAACCCCUUUGAGUUCCCCAGCCAGGACGCAUGCCAGACCGCUCUGAGGAAGAUUGAAGAGGAGCGGCCUGACUGUUCCAAGGCGCGGUGUGAGGUGCAGUUCUCACCCCGCUGCCCUGAGGACUCGGUGCUAAUCGAAGGCUACGCACCCCCUGGAGAGUGCUGUCCCCUGCCCAGCCGCUGUGUCUGCAGCCCUGCAGGGUGCCUGAGGAAGGUGUGCCAGCCUGGAUACCUCAACAUCCUGGUGUCCAAGGGCUCUGGGAAGCCUGGAGAAUGCUGCGAUCUAUACGAGUGCAAACCAGUGUUUAGUGUGGACUGCAGCACAGUGGAGUGCCCUCGUGUCCAGCAGAUUCAGUGUCCACCUGACAGCUAUGAGACCCAGGUGCGUCUCACCGCAGACGGCUGCUGCACCCUUCCCACCAGGUGUGAGUGUUUGCCCGGCCUGUGUAGGUUCCCGCAAUGCACUGCCGGGAGCUCCCCCGAGGUGGUCUUCCACGGCAACGGUAACCCCGGGCAAUGCUGUGAUGUGUACGAGUGCAUCAACGAGACCAAACCAGCGUGCAGCUUCAACGGGUCGGAGUACCAUGACGGAGACAUGUUCCGAAUGGACGCCUGCCGCUUCUGUCGAUGUCAGGGAGGGGUGUCGGUGUGCUUCACCGCCCAGUGUGGCAUCCUGCACUGUGAACGCUACUACGUCCCCGAGAGGGAGUGCUGCCCUGUCUGUGAAGACCCCAUCUACCCAGUGCUGAACUUUGCCGGUUGCUACGUGAGCGGGGAGAUCCUCGCACACGGAGACCACUGGCGUGAAGACGACUGUACGUUCUGCCAGUGUGUGAGCGGCAAUGCCCGGUGUGUGGCUGCCGCCUGCGGGCACAGCUGCCUCAACCCUGUGACUGUACCAGGAGAGUGCUGCCCAGUGUGUGAGGAGCCCACCUACAUCACGAUGGCGCCCCCUACCUGUCAGUCAUUAGAGAACUGCUCCCUGUCAGAGAAGGACUGCUUAUACGGAUUCCGACAGAACCUGAACAGCUGUCGCACCUGCCACUGCAAGACACGAGAAGAGCUGUGCAGUGCCCUGACCUCUGACUGUACCCUGAAGUGUCCAUUCGGCCUGCAGACAGAUGCCCACGGCUGUGACGUAUGUCAGUGUCGCCCCAGACCCAAGAAGUGUAAGGCUGUGGUUUGUGACAAGGCCUGCCCCUUCGGAUUCAUAAAGAACAAGCAUGGUUGUGACAUCUGCCGCUGUAAGAAGUGUCCAGAGUUACCUUGUGACAAACCCUGUCCAAUGGGCUUCCAGCAGGACGAGUUGGGCUGCCUGAAGUGCCAGUGCAGAGACCAGAGCUCCUCAUCAGUCGCCCCAUCAGUGAAAAAGGGCUCAUGUCUGUCCAUGGAUGGAAGACGGCACGAGAAUGGGGAGAACUGGCACGAUGGCUGCCGGGACUGUUACUGCCACAGUGGCAGGGAGAUGUGUACCCUCAUCUCAUGCCCCGUGCCAGCCUGCGACAGCCCUGCCAUACGGACUGGACAGUGCUGCCCAUCCUGCCCAGAUGAGCCUAGCUCCCACAAGCCAGACCUGGGGGACUCGUCAGUGUGCCUGGCCCCUGGGGGAGAGUACUUUGUGGAGGGGGAGACGUGGAACAUCGACGCCUGCACCCAGUGCACCUGUCACAGUGGGCGUGUCCUGUGUGAGACAGAGGUGUGCCCGCCCUUGCUCUGCCAGAGCCCAAUCAGAACGCAAGACUCCUGCUGCCCUCACUGCCCAGACGAGCCCAUCACUCCCCAAUCUCCCAGUAAUGACAGCAUGCCCAGCUACUGCAGGAACGAGGAGGGAGACAUCUUCCUGGCCGCAGAGUCCUGGAAGCCCAACACCUGCUCCAGCUGUGUGUGUCUGGACGGUCAGAUCAGCUGCUUCUCAGAGUCCUGCCCACCUGUUGGCUGUGCCAGGCCCGUGCUACGCAAAGGACAGUGCUGCCCCUAUUGCCUCGAUGCCACACCGCGAGCCGUGUGCCACUUCAAUGGGAAGACAUAUGCAGACGAGGAGCGCUGGGACAUAGACAGCUGUACACACUGCUACUGCCUUCAGGGACAGACCCUCUGCUCUACUGUCAGCUGCCCCGCCCUGCCUUGCCACCAACCCACCAUAGUGGAGGGCAGCUGCUGCCCCAUGUGUUCAGAGAUGUACGCACCAGCCCCCACCAACGUGCCCAUCGAGAAGACAGACCAGCAUGGAGACAAGAACCAGCCUGCCUGGCCCACACGCAGUGAAAAUGACAUCAUGCCCCAGUUCAGAGGGGACUUUGGUAGUCUCCAAAUGCCCUAUCUGGAUGGGAAGACCCCAGUUCCCAGUGAGGACACCAAACUGCACUCUGUGGCUUGGGUGGCACUGCCCAUCGUCAUGAUGCUCUUCACCAUCACAGCUCUGCUCUACGUCAACCAGAAGAAGCAGUGGAUCCCUGUGCUCUGCUAUCGCACCCCCACUAAGCCCACCUGCCUCAACAACCAGCUGGUGUAUGUGGACUGCCAGAAAGGUACCAAGGUGCAGGUGGACAGUUCGCAGCGCAUGCUCCGGAUCGCCGACCCUGAUUCUAGGUACAGCGGUUACUACAGCAUGCAGAAACAAAACAACUUCAACAACCUGCAGGCCGACAACUUCUACCAGACUCAGUGAGACAGACUGGCCUCGCCUCGCGUCCUGUACUCAGCAGUCAGCAAGCAGCCAAAACCAGAGAGAGAGAGAGAGAGAGAGAAUGAGAGAGCACCUUACCUACAGUACCUUCAGAACAACUAUGACUUACCACAGACAGACAAAGACAUGUCACCAAACCUAUAAGAUGACAAGAUCACUAGCAAACUAGCAAAGAUCACUCCAAACAAAAAAAGAACAGACAGACAAUUGACAAUGUCCUCAAGAUUAAUAACAAACCAAACAAAAUAGAAUAGCAUUAGGAUUAUGAUGACACAAUGGGAGAACCAGAAUCUAGACUUUCCCUAGAUUAUUAUAAUAAAACAUGAUUGUGUGUGUGUGUGUGUGUGUGUGUGUGUGUGUGUGUGUGUGUGUGUGUGUGUGUGUGUGUGUGUGUGUGUGUGUGUGUGUGUGUGUGUGUGUGUGUGUGUGUGUGUGUGUGUGUGUGUGUGUGGUGUAUGUGUGUGUGUAAAGUUAGAUAUGAAGCUUUGGGAUUAGGACAAACUGGGUAUUUUUCAAGCUAUGGUAUUUUCCUGCAUUCCUGCUUCCUUGAAAAAGGCCUUUGAAGAGAUAAACCGAAUAAUCCAAGCUAUUGUUUUCUGUUGAACACUGAACUUUUAGAACCAAAGCUCCUCUGACUGUCAAAUAAAAAUCACACCCUGUGAGAGCGAGGCUAGAGGAACGCUGUGGCCUGUCUGAGCUGAGCUAAGCCAUGGCAGGACGGACUGACGACUGCCGGACUUCAUGUGGCGACUCGUUCAUUCUCGAAAGAGAAUGAACGAAGGAAAGAAAGAGAGGUCAGACACCGUAGACCCCAUCACAGACAGACACCUCUCUCAGGUCUGUUCAAGCUGGACUAUUCCUCCCUUCUUUCCUUCCUCUUUUCCUCCCCUCCUUUGAAAACGUCAAAAUUGGCUAGUUGUCUUUUCUUUUCCUGUGGAACGUCACCUGUUGGAAAGGAAGUGGACAGAAAGAAAGAAGCGCCACUCGCUCCGUCACCAGGCGGUUGUUCUCCCUGGUCAGUCGUUUGGAUUUCUAAUAUCUGUUUAUUUUCCUUGGAUGUUCUCAUUUUCCUCGUCAUUUUCAAAUCUCCGUCAUAAUUUGGCUAAAUGUAUUUAACAUCAAAGGACAAGUUGACUUUCACUCACUCCACACAAUGGUGUCUUUUAUUUUGGAUAAAGAAGAAAGGGGUUCCUGGUUGAUAAAGGCAGGAUGAAACGAGUGUAUUUCUUGAGGACUUGCGCAUAUGCUUUAUAAGUGCUGCUUUGCUUCUGUAAGUCUGUUUUCCACUGAGUCACACACACAUAGAGAUACUCUUUGGCUUCUUUAGGAAACACUGAGAAUACAAGGAAACAUAGUAUCAUCGACUAUGUUCAAAUGUCUUUUCUCUUGGGGUCUCUGAAGACGAGCUACGGUAAAAGUAGCUCUUUGAUAUUUUUCCUCCUUCCUUUUGUUUUGUUUUACUAACAAGUCUCCUCUUCUGGAGGCUGUUGCACAUCACCUCGUUUUACCCAAGCACCUUUGUUAUUUUAGUCUUUGCAACAAACAAAAAAAAUUGGUUUCAAACAUUAUAGGAACACUUAUGUACAUAUUACUGCAACAGAUGAAAAUAUUGUGUGACUAUAUAUGUAUGUAUGUUGUGUAUGCAUGUAUGUACGUGUGUCAACACACAUUCAUACAUAAAAGGUUUGUUUUCUUCACAUAUACAUUUCUCCAUUCAUUUCCUAUUGAAUGUAUUUAUGAUUGAGAAAAGAGAUGUGAUGUAAUAAUGGCACACUUGAUGAGAACUAGCAUUCCAUUUGCCUUGUUUGUUUGAAAAAAAGUCAAAAAGAGGAGUGAUAGAGACAGGACGGAAAAAAGACGAACGUCAAUCUUUUUUUCUCAUUUAUUUGAUGUCAAAUUUUUUUUUAAACUCAUUGUAUGUCCAUGAGGGCUUUGUUUGAUUGGUCUGUGAGUUCCCUAUCUAUUUGUGUCAAUAUGCUUCCCUGAAUGAAGCAAUGUCCAAAAUGCCAACCAUAUAAUGACAAGUGAGUUCUGGGCUGAGCAGUACCAGGCUCUCUCAAUCUUUUAUUCUUCUCUUUCAUUUGCUUCUGAUGUCAAAACUACUGGAAAGUGGGUGGACAUAAGCUCUGGGAGAGAGGGUGGGAUGGAGGGAUGGAAGAAGGGAGGGGUAGUAGUCGACUUGUGAUAGUUUGUCUUGGGUGUAUCUUAAUCUGUCUGACAAAAAUGUACGUAGAAUCAUACAUCUUGGCACUUUUAUAUAGAAAAUAACCUCUUGGUGUUUUUUUAAUUUUAUUUUUGUUUUUACAAAUACUUUUCUUUGAAAUAGGUGCCCUUAGUUUUUUUCUGAGCCCUGUGAGAUCCAGUGUUACAAAUUAGGUUCCAGUUGCUUCUGAAUAUUUGAUCUGCAAAACCACAACUUAAAACUCUGCAUAAUAGUGUGUUUAAUGUAGAACUGUAAAAUUGGAAUGUGAUACAAGACGAGGCAACUGUGUGCUUUAGGACCAUGCGGAUACCACCGAGCGGUCGGGUAGGCUGUUUGGAGUGUUUAUCCGACUGGAUAAAAAAAUACAAAAUAAAUUAUACCCCCCCCCUCUUCUAAAACCAAAGUUGCGCCUCUGAUUUCUGAUGAGAGGGAGAAAUAUUUAACUUUCAAAGCAGUUAUUGCAACUGAAGCUUGCUCUUGUUCUAAGUUUUCUCCAAACAUAGGACAAACAUACUCAAAUAUAUUGUAUAACCAACAGCUACUGUAUGUUUUCAAAGAACAGUUGAUUGGUUCGAUUCUCCAACCUAUUAUGCAGCUCUAUCAUCUGGACACAAACCACGUUAUUCAAACCCCACUUAAAAUCCACAUAAAUUGAGAUCGUUGAUGUGAUGAAUAAUAGUGAUUGAUUUGGUUAUGUUCUAUUGUACACACACGUCACCUUUGACUGGCUGAGUUCUUAUAUGACUUGGCUGUAGGUUGCAGGACAUGGCUCUACAACUCUUGGUUGAGUAAAGUGCUACUACAAGAUAAGCAUCUUAUUCACAAUGGGUCUUACAGGGUGAAAUCUUUGGUAUCUUUCAGUGCAUCCUCCAAGUAUUGUUGUAAAUACUUGAGCAUCACUUGCCAAAUCAAAAAUAAACACACAAAAAACAUGGUUGGAAAGAAAGAGAGAGAAAAAAUACAAUUUAAUUUAUUGUGUUAAAUGACCGAAAUAAUUUAUUAAUGAGUAAGGUAAUUGAACAUGAACAUAAUAGGAGAUGAAAUGAUAAUGCAGCUGGAAAUUGUGAAACUGUUUUGGUGUUGUGUUGGUCUCAAAGAGCGUUUAAAUAAGUUUGUACUUUAGGCAGGUGGAAAAGUUGGAGGAUCACAAGCUUCCUCAUCUUUAAUCAGGGUUUUUGGACACCUAUGGACCUGCCUGAUCCCAGGUCUGCUUUGUGCUGUCUUGCCAACUUCUAUGGUCAUUGUCAUUGCACUUUAAUUGUCACGCAGUGUGAUAACGACCAUAUGAGUUGGCUAGCUAGACAACACGAACAGAUCUGGGAUCAGGCUAGAUCUGUCUUGUCCACGCACAAAAGCCUGACGUCCUGAUGAGCCUGUUCCUUCUGUCCCAAUAAAGAUAGCCCUUUGAGAUGGGAGGGAUAUCUCUCUGUCCCCAUUCUUUCCCUCUACUCCUUUCAUUUACACAACUGCCAAUCCCCUUUAUAGGCUGUAUAGUACCGUUGUUUUAUGCUUAUGUCGAAAAUAACAUGUUGAUAUUGAUAAUGAUGAUAUUGCAAAAACAAGAUCCAUAAAGAGUGAUAGAUAAAGACGUGGUUCUGAAUUUCCCGUAGCAACAGCGGAUUCUUUUGCAGGUUCCUGUAUUGUUUUUGUUUCUUUCUUUGCAGCACAAUAAAUCAUUUGAAAACAGA